Messenger RNA from Saccharomyces mikatae IFO 1815, 1167 nucleotides. It is a transcript of the gene PCD1, whose product is annotated as 8-oxo-dGTP diphosphatase. The coding region runs from base 1 to 1167 and encodes 388 amino acids. The record is from RefSeq and is a predicted model, not a curated record. NCBI's taxonomy places the organism in Eukaryota, Fungi, Ascomycota, Saccharomycetes, Saccharomycetales, Saccharomycetaceae. Gene Ontology annotation, biological process: coenzyme A catabolic process; nucleoside diphosphate metabolic process. Gene Ontology annotation, molecular function: acetyl-CoA hydrolase activity; magnesium ion binding; manganese ion binding. The transcript has a single exon.
AUGGAAACCGCUUCAUUAUUCAAUAUAUUUCUUUUUAGGAAAGGGUGGGUUCGAUUGUGGGGAACGCGCGUAAGUUCACUUAUAAUAGUCCGGUUAGUUUAUUGUUGGUUGGAGACACCUUCACAAAAUAGCAUAGAAGCUGCAAUGACUUUGGGUUCGAGCAGAAUGUUAAGCUCGAAGCAACUGAUAGAGAACCUAAUAAGGUACAAUUUUCAUAAGACACCAUACACACGGAGCUCAGUAUGGCCUUUUAAGAGAAAUUCGGCGGUAAUUAUACUAUUGUUUAUUGGCAUGAAAGGUGAAUUACGAGUGCUUUUAACUAAGCGUUCAAGGUCAUUGAGGAGCUUCUCAGGUGAUGUUUCUUUUCCUGGAGGCAAGGCUGAUUCUAUUCAGGAAACAUUUGAAAGCGUAGCCAGGAGAGAAGCUGAGGAGGAGAUUGGGUUACCACAUGAUUCUGAGAUCUUGCAUAAGGAGUUCGGAAUGAGAUUAGACAACUUAGUGAUGGAUAUGCCAUGCUAUCUGUCAAGAACCUUCUUGAGUGUUAAGCCAAUGGUGUGUUUUCUUUACAAAGAUAAGUUAGAAAAAAACGAGGAUAAAUAUAAAGUUCCUUUAGACAUCCGUAAGUUUUUUGGUAAAUUAAACCCUGGAGAAACAUCUUCCCUAUUCUCUGUGCCACUCAACGAUCUAACUGUACAUUUAUUAUCUAAAGAUGAUGAGGAAGUUCAGAAUUAUCGAACUGAAUAUUUUGAGCGGAGAGAAUAUAAGCUUAAUUGGGGUGGAAUAAAGUGGUUAAUCAUGCAUUAUCAUUUCCACGUAGCAAAUAAUAAUGAAAUGCCAUGGUUGCAAAUCAUAGAAGAUUUAUCAAGUUCAGAUGAAGAUGGCAUAGAUGACGCAAUAUUAAAGUUUAGGGACCUCUGGGGGCUGACAUGUAAAAUGUUAUUUGACGUUUCAUGUAUAGCCAACGGAUUAAUGGAUGAAAAGUCGAAAAAGGAAUUAGGACACGAGGAUUUGAUAGUUGGACUGCACGAUUAUGGCAAUCAGAUGCAACCGAACGGAAGAAGUGAGUGGGAAAUAGGAAUGAUCAAUGGUGACAAACAACUAAAAUACAGCGAUGUGAUACCUAAAUACUAUAUGAAAACCCUGCGAGGCUGUCGGUCGCUAUGGUAA